UCAGAGACAACAAGUGAGCCAGGAAGCCUCGAUCCAAAGUCAAGGAACCCCAACCAAGCAAUCCCAACCAGGAAAAUCAGGAUAACCACCUGCAGAAUGCAUUGCCUGCUUCAACUGAGUCUGGCCGUGGCCCUUUGUGCCCUUUUGGUACCAUCCGCCACUUUGGCCGAACGCCGCCAUGAGUACCGCCUGGGAGCUCCGCGCUCCUCGGGAGACGCUCCUCUGGAGGGCCGCUUCACCUCGAUAGCCAACAAGCUGACCGCGCUGAAGGGCAGCACCUCGUCGACCACGACGUCACCCACCAGCACCACCACAUACAGCACCCCCUACACCGAUACCACCACCUACUCCCCAACCGCUCCCAUCACCUCCUACGGCACCUCGACCUCCACCACCACGCCCACCACCGUGAAGCGGUCCUUCGGCGCCUCCAACCUAGAGGAAGGCGACGACGAGGAGGAGGAGCUGGCGAGGUCCUACGAGGAGGAGGAUGACGACGAGGAGGCCGACAGCUCGAAUGCCGACGAUGACGACGACGAGGAGAGCUUCUUCGUGGACCCACCCGUGGUCGUCGGCGCAGAAGUGCAGCAGCCGGCGUCCGAGUCCAGUGGAUCGGUGGUGCGGCCCACCGAGCUGCAGUGGCGCCAGUUCCAGACGGAGCAGCGCAACCGCCGACGCAUCCAGCGGCUGCAGCGGGAGCACAACCAGCGGAUCAGGGCGCUCCUGCGCCGCCAGCGGAACGCCGAGAAGCGCAGCCAGCAGCGACUGCGCCGCCAGCGCGAGCAGAGCCGUCGCCGCACCACGCAGCGCCAGCGUCGCAACCGCAACCGCAACAGGGCCCAGCGCCAGCGGCAGAGGAAGAGCCAGAUGAGCCGUCGCCGUCGGCAGCAACAACAACGCCAGCGCAGGCAGCGCCAGCAGCAGCGCCGUCGCCUGAUGCGCCUGAUGCGCCGUCGUCGUCGCGGUGGCCGCAACUAA
Messenger RNA from Drosophila rhopaloa, 978 nucleotides. Its product is annotated as vicilin-like seed storage protein At2g18540. The record is from RefSeq and is a predicted model, not a curated record. The transcript is spliced from 2 exons. Bases 97 to 978 code for a protein of 293 amino acids. Lineage: Eukaryota; Metazoa; Arthropoda; Insecta; Diptera; Drosophilidae.